GACGUCAAGGGUUUUAGUCGUUGACCAUUUAUCCUCCUCUUUCCAGCCAUGCUUGGGUCGAGAGCUCUGUUCCGCACCAGAAUCUGGAACCAUGCUCUCUUUCCGAAACGUUCUGGAAACUUCCGAGCGAGUUUCUCGACGAAACGUGUCGGGACGCAUAAUGGAACUUUCCACUGCGACGAAACCUUAGCUUGCUUCAUGCUUCGCCUCUCCACCAGGUUCUCCGGUGCCCAGAUCGUCCGUACCAGAGAUCAUCAGGUAUUGGAGAAGCUUGAUGCGGCUCUUGAUGUUGGAGGUGUGUAUGAUCCAGAGAGUGAACGUUAUGACCAUCACCAGAAAGGCUUCACCGAAGUGUUUGGACAUGGGUUUAAUACUAAACUCAGUAGUGCUGGGCUUAUCUAUAAGCACUAUGGCUUGGAGAUAAUUGCUAAGGAGCUUGGGCUUGAUCGGAACCAUCCUGAUGUGCAGCGUUUGUUUCUAGCUGUGUACAAAAACUUCAUUGAGGCGGUGGAUGCUAUUGACAACGGAAUCCAUCAGUAUGAUACUGAACAGUCUCCAAGAUAUGUAAACAACACAAGCCUGGCGCGUAGGAUUGGAAGGUUGAACUUAGACUGGACUGAGCCUGAUCAGUCUAGUGGCAAAGAAGAUGAAGCCUUUCAUCGAGCAAUGGAACUUGCUGGCUCUGAGUUCUUAGAGUGUGUUCGUUUUCAUGCGAAAUCAUGGUUGCCAGCUCGGUCAAUUGUUAUGGAGUGUCUGGCAGAACGUCAUAAUAUAGACUCCAGUGGAGAGAUCGUGAAGCUCCGUAGACAAUGCCCAUGGAAACUCCAUAUAUUCGAGCUCGAGGAAGAGAUGAAGAUUGAUCCUCAAAUAAAAUAUGUUUUGUACCAGGAUGAUAGAAGCGAAAACUGGAGAAUCCAGGCGGUUUCGGUUUCACCAGACAAGUUUGAGAGCCGUAAAGCUUUGCCAAUUUCAUGGAGGGGCCUAGAAAGGGAGAAGCUCUCAGAGGAAAGUUCAAUUCCGGGAUGCGUGUUUGUGCACAUGAGUGGUUUUAUUGGUGCAAACCGGAGCUAUGAAGGUGCUUUGGCAAUGGCAAGAGCCUCUUUGAUUGCUUAGUUUCAAUGUAUAAAACCAAAAGAUGGAGUUCUAGUUCUUUGGUUUGAACCGGUUUACAGACAUACAAUUUAGAAUCUCUCAAUCUGAGAGGCUGUAGCUAAAAUCAAGUAACACUAUACAUUUUUUGGACAUAAAACAAAUUGUGAAAAUAUUCAUGCUUCA
Raphanus sativus (radish) is the source of this 1275-nucleotide messenger RNA. RefSeq lists its product as uncharacterized. The transcript is spliced from 7 exons. The coding region runs from base 49 to 1113 and encodes 354 amino acids. Gene Ontology annotation, cellular component: nucleus; cytoplasm. The record is from RefSeq and is a predicted model, not a curated record. Lineage: Eukaryota; Viridiplantae; Streptophyta; Magnoliopsida; Brassicales; Brassicaceae.